Penicillium psychrosexuale is the source of this 801-nucleotide messenger RNA. RefSeq names its product ribosome-recycling factor. Gene Ontology annotation, cellular component: mitochondrion. Gene Ontology annotation, biological process: translation. NCBI's taxonomy places the organism in Eukaryota, Fungi, Ascomycota, Eurotiomycetes, Eurotiales, Aspergillaceae. The coding region runs from base 1 to 801 and encodes 266 amino acids. The transcript has 2 exons. Gene Ontology annotation, molecular function: ribosomal large subunit binding. The record is from RefSeq and is a predicted model, not a curated record.
AUGCAACGUAUUAUAGCCCAAUCAAUUCGCUUCUCUUGUCCUCGUCUUGUUGAACACCCUCAAACGACUCGAUUUUUAUGUCUUCUACCCCGAGCCCAGCGCGCCGUUCCUCUGAACCGGCGUGAGUUUGCCAACUCGCCUGCCUUGUACAAGAAAAAGGACAAGGCCAAGAAAGCUUCCGCUUCCGCUUCUGAGCCAGAGGAAACCUCCAGUGCUCCUUCUGAAGAUCCCUUUGAUCUUUCCCAAUUGCACAAUGGCAUCUCCACGGCUGUUGCUCGGCUAAAAGAUGAUCUGUCCAAGCUUCGCGCAGGAGGGCGGUUCAAUACCGCAGUCCUAGAGAGUUUGAGGGUCCAUCUGAGCAAAGACAGCAAAGAUUCGGUCAAAUUGGGAGAUCUGGUGCAGGUUGUGCCGAAGGGUGGACGCAUGAUUACUCUUUUGGCAGCCGAGGAGGAUCACUUGAAACCUCUUACUUCAGCGAUCGUCUCCUCAAACCUCUCCUUGACCCCUCAGCCCGAUCCUCACAACGCCCUCCAGCUCAACAUUCCUAUUCCGCCACCUACAAAAGAAUCUCGGGACAAGAACGUUCAAGCCGCCAAGCAAGCAUUCGAAAAGGCUGCCGGUUUAGUACGUGACUCUAGAGGUGCCAUGCAUAAACGUCUUCAGGAUAUGCAGAAGAAGAAAUUAGCUCGGCCAGAUGACGUGCGCAAAGCUCACGAUCAGAUGGAGAAGAUUACAGACCAAGGUCAAAAGGAGGCGAAGGAUGCAUUCGAAGGUGCCAAGAAGACAUUGGAACAGGCCUAA